Folsomia candida is the source of this 1177-nucleotide messenger RNA. RefSeq names its product cell wall protein DAN4. The transcript is spliced from 3 exons. Bases 120 to 806 code for a protein of 228 amino acids. The record is from RefSeq and is a predicted model, not a curated record. Lineage: Eukaryota; Metazoa; Arthropoda; Collembola; Entomobryomorpha; Isotomidae.
GCAUAGACCUAUAUAAGCAUUGACAUUGCAAUGUUAAGGUCAAUCAUUCCAAAUGCAACUCUUCUCACACCUAAUAAAGCGACCAUCGAUUAACUAAAGUAUCCUUGCUGACUAUCAUCAUGGACUUGAAAUUUGUAAGAAAUAUAUUUUUAUGCGUCAGUCUGCUGGGUUUGUUUCUCCCGAUGACGAACUCGGCUACAGAACCAUAUCCUUGUACCCAGGAUGGGUACUUUGCAAUUUCAAGCGAAAAUCAACUCAGAUAUUGUCCUUUUUCAAAUCGAAAAUGCGACUAUGUCCUGUGCACGUUCUACCCCGAUCGUGGUGCCUUUGUUCGAGUUUUUUAUAAAUGUCCCAGCGAAGAUUCAGAUGAUACAACUGACGAAUAUGAAUUCAAUGAAAGUUCUCAAACUUGUGUUAAACGCCCUUCACCGAUCACGGAAUUGCCGGCACGUACAACAACUCCGACAAGUUCCUCGACAACUACGCCGACCACGCCGACCACGACGACCACGGCAACUACGCCGACAACAGGUUCACCGCCGACAACAGAUUCCCCGCCGACAACAGGUUCACCGCCGACAACAGAUUCCCCGCCGACAACAGAUUCCCCGCCGACGACAGGUUCACCGCCGACAACAGAUUCCCCGCCGACGACAGGUUCACCGCCGACAACAGAUUCCCCGCCGACAACAGAUUCCCCGCCGACAACAGAUUCCCCGCCGACAACAGAUUCCCCGCCGACGACAGGUUCACCGCCGACAACAGAUUCCCCGCCGACGACAGGUUCACCGCCGACAACAGGUUAACCGACAACAACUUCAUCUGCGAUAACGCUGUCCAGUUCUCCUGAGACAACCUUAUGAAAUACCUACCAAUUGGAUAGCGUGCUCAACUAAUGCUUAAAGAUUUUGUAAUUAAUCUACUUAUCACGAUACCCUGUGUUAAUCAAAUACAAUUACCAGUGUUUUGUAAGAUAGCAGUAAUUCGUCGACUCUAAAACUAAGUUUGUAUUUUAAAAUGGAUGUUAUGUUGUACCAUGCACGUAUGUAAAUACAUGGGUAUUUAUGCAUAGCUAUAAUUGUAUUUGUUAGAAACGCUCUUAGAUGUUGAAUAAAUAUUUAUUCCCGUACCUUUAUCAAUACAAACAUGUGAAACCAUUAAAAUUUUGGACGCUUAA